UGCUGGAAAUACAGACGGUCAUGCAUUCCCCGCCCAAGUGAUAUGUUCUAUGGAAAAAUUAUGCCAGCACUUAAAGAAGAAGGUAUUCGAAGAGUGAUCUCAAGAAGGGAUUGGCCUCACGAAGUCAAACGGAAGGUUCUUCUGGGAAGGAAACCCCAAGACAACUACUUUGACAGGAAAUGUGGUGCGCCAGCGAAGGGUUUAGAGGUUUUAGUUUGAAGACUAGAAGGUUUUCUAGUAGUGUAGCAGCCAUGAGCAUGGUAGGCCAUCUAGGAGAUAGACAUUUGGAUAACAUUCUUAUGGACUUCUGCAGUGGCGAUGUAAUCCAUAUAGAUUACAAUGUUUGCUUUGAUAAAGGAAGAGACUGAAAAUCCCGUCCCUUUUCAUCUUACUCAGAUAAUUGAGACGGCACUAGGAUUGAUAGGAAUCGAAGGUUCUUUCAGGGCUAACUGUGAGGCAGUUAUUGAGAUUCUUCGCAAGAACAAAAAUAUUCUCUUGAUGUUGUUGGAGGUAUUUGUCUGGGACCCCUUGGUGGAGUGGACACGGGGAGAUAACCAUGAUGAAGCAGCAAUAGGCGGUGAAGAGAAGAAAGGAAUGGAGCUUGCUGUCAGUCUUAGCUUAUUUGCCUCUCGAUUUCAAGAAAUCCGUAUUCCUCUGCAGGAGCAUCGUGAUCUUCUGGUAUCUACCUUACCGGCUGCUGAAUCUGCUCUCAGGAACUUCUUGGAUGUCCUAAAUCAAUAUGAAAUCAUAUCUACAAUUUUCUAUCAUGCCGACAAAGAGAAGUUAAGUCUUCUGCAACAUGAGGCAUCGGCAAAGUCAAUUGUUGCUGAGGCAACUGCUAUAUCAGAAAAAUCUAGGGUGGUCUUUGAAGCUCAGGCACAUGAAUUUGGACAAGCAAAAGCUGUGGCAGCCAAGAAAGCACAGGAAGCAACUAUUUGGGUGGAUCAACAUGGAAGGGUCCUUGAUGCAUUGCGGACUGGUUCCAUUCUAGAGGGCCAACUAUUCAUGAGAUUGAGUGGCAUGGAGGAGGUUUUAUCUCUUGCAUCUGCUGUUCUUGUGUCAGGUGUUCCAUCAACGGUUGUUCCUGAGCCGACACAAGAACAGUGCUCUGACAUAGAUAAGGAAGUUCGUCGUCUGAUUAUUGAGUUAGAUAAUGGUAUUUCUUCUGCUGUAGAAACACUUCGCGAGUAUGCCUUCUCAUUGCAAAGAGUUCUUCCUCAAAAUUACAUUACAACUAAACCAGUUAACGGAUGGGCACAGAUUAUGCAGUUAUCAGUCAAUAACCUUUCAGGUGAUAUCUUUUCUCUUGCGAGAAGACAGGCUGCUGUCCUUAUUGCUAAAAUUGAAGAUGAGUGCUCAGAAAUGAUGAGGUCUGUUGGAUCAGAUAUUGAGUCAAAAUCUAAAGAGCGCUUGCUCUCCGCUUUCACAGAGUAUAUGCAAUCUACCGAGUAUUCAAGCAAAGAUGAUUUGUCCAUUGGUUUUUCAGGCCAACAAAAAUACAAGGCGACAACAGAUAGACUAAGGGAGUUGGAUAUGAAAAAAAAUGAUGGUUUUACUUGUACCACAUAUGGCUGCAAAUGA
This is a messenger RNA of Asparagus officinalis (garden asparagus), 1581 nucleotides long. Its product is annotated as serine/threonine-protein kinase SMG1-like. Gene Ontology annotation, cellular component: nucleus. Bases 340 to 1581 code for a protein of 413 amino acids. The transcript has 5 exons. Lineage: Eukaryota; Viridiplantae; Streptophyta; Magnoliopsida; Asparagales; Asparagaceae. The record is from RefSeq and is a predicted model, not a curated record.